AUGCCAAAUCCAUUAGAAACAUGGUUUAGCGAUAUUCCACCUAUUACAAGAAUAUACAUAUCCCUAUCGUGUUUUACGAGCAUAGUAGUCCAUUUAGGACUUGUUCAUCCUCUACAAUUAUGGUUGAAUUAUGAAAGCAUUGUGAAUGAAUUUCAGUGGUGGAGGUUGAUUACCAACUUUUUUUAUUUUGGACCCUUAUCACUCGACUUCUUUUUCCACAUCUUCUUUCUAGCGAGAUAUAGUCGAAUGAUGGAAGAAGGAUUCUAUAGACAUAAACCAGCAGAUUAUGCAUGGCUCAUAUUAUUUUCUGCCUCCACUUUACUUUUAUGCUCUAUCAUCUUACCAUAUGCCUAUAUACCAUUCCUGGGGUCAUCACUUGCAUUCACCAUGGUGUAUAUCUGGUCAAGGCGAAAUCCAUACAUUCGACUGAAUUUUUUAGGCUUGGUCGUCUUUAGUGCACCUUAUUUACCUUGGGUACUCUUGUUAUUCUCAAUGACACUCAGUGGUAAAUUACCACAAGGAGACGCAUUAGGUAUCUUUGUAGGACACAUUUACUAUUUUUUCCAAGAUGUUUGGCCCCGUGAGCCACUGAGUGGUGGUAAAAAAUGGCUGUCUGCACCCAAGUUUUUGUAA
This is a messenger RNA of Rhizopus microsporus ATCC 52813, 633 nucleotides long. Its product is annotated as Der1-like protein. Gene Ontology annotation, cellular component: Hrd1p ubiquitin ligase ERAD-L complex; endoplasmic reticulum membrane. Bases 1 to 633 code for a protein of 210 amino acids. The record is from RefSeq and is a predicted model, not a curated record. Gene Ontology annotation, molecular function: misfolded protein binding; ubiquitin-specific protease binding. Gene Ontology annotation, biological process: endoplasmic reticulum unfolded protein response. Lineage: Eukaryota; Fungi; Mucoromycota; Mucoromycetes; Mucorales; Rhizopodaceae. The transcript is spliced from 5 exons.